CCGGGGCCGCCUUACUGGGCAAGGGGUUGGACAUCAGCCUGGCGGCACUGCAGCGGCACGACCCCUACAUCUGCAGCAUCGUAGACGUGGCCAGCCAGGUGGCGCUAUACACUUUCGGGCACCGAGCCAAUGAGUGGGUGAGUAACCGAGUGUCAUCGCGGGGUGGUGGUGGUGAAAUGGGGCAGAGAUGGAAUAAAGCACCUACCACUUUAAAUCAACCAACGUCAUCCUCGCGCCGUGAAUUCUGUAGUGCAGGGGCGGCUGGGCUGGCGAAAUCGUUCUUAAAGCGUCUGCGCAGAUGAAACUUUUGUGGGAGACUCUUUCCCUGGCUUUUUAACUUGUUCUUCCGCUCAUGCGCUUUAAGCGGCUGAUGCAUGACUGCAGCCCGGGAAAACAGGGCGGAAGGGGAGGAUGGACGAGUAAACCAUGACAUCUAGAGCAGAUCGAUACCGAGCUUGCUUGCAUUUAUAGGACUAACCUCAUAAUGAGUUUACCUGGCGAGGACAGUAAUAUUGGAGAUGCUUGGGGAGAAAUUAAGGCUGCAGUCCUGUUGUCCUAUACUCACUUGGGAUUAAGUCCCGUUGAAGUUAAUGUGGCCUACUUCUGAGUACUGUAUAGGCUUGUGCUUGGCUGGGACUGUACCCCAGUGAACACCGUGGGGCUUACUUAUGGGUAUACAGUACAUUGACAGGAUUGCAUUGUUUAUCUACUUUUUAAUUAGUGUUCGAGUCUGACCAGAUCUAAGAGAAACAGCUACUUGGGCCAGCAUGCUCAAAAUGCAGUGUGCAAUGCUGGUGCUGCUUCUCCCCUGGGCUGGCUGCUUGGUUUGGUGCUAGUAGGUACUGGACUGAGACAAGCAGCUCCUUGAAGCAACAGCUCCUUGUGCCAUUGUGCCCAUCAAAGGGUGUGCAAAGCUGCAGUAGCUGCCUCCUUUGUCUCCUCAAACUGCCUGGCUAUGGUCGCCCAGUUUAGCACAGCAAAGGUGCAGCUCCCUGGCCAGCAUGCCCAACAAAAGCAGCUUGCAGUGGUGCCAGACAGGCCCGUGCAGAGGGCAGGGGGUAGCUGGGUACAUUUGGCCUGAGCUUUGGAGGGCUAUGCUGGCUUGGGGCCUCCACCAGAGGCUGCUGGACUUACACUGUCUUGCCAAGAAUGCCCUGUGCCUCCCAGCCGACCGGGGACUUAAUGGGUGAAACGGCCAUGGGUGAAGCACCCAUGCCUGUGGACCUGCAUUACUGCAUACUAGUGCCCCUGCCUCAGUGGCACAUCUUAUGAAAAAGACUCCUUCCCUGGGCCUCAGGCAAGCUUUGCAUGGGCCUGGUGCCAGAAGUUUCUUCAUGCUCUGUGGACUGGCUGCUUAGUUUAGUGAAGGCACACAAACACAGCUCUGGUUUUCCUGGAAGUUCAGAGUUUUCUUUUUUAAAAGGAGGUUGGCCAGAACAAUGCCUGGGCAGUAUACUGGACAGUAGCAUAUUACAUGUUGGCAAUGAGACCUUGUGGAAGCGUGAGCCCUCAGCAAUUUACUAGCCAUGCAGACCCCUGGUGCCAGCCCUGCUGUAGCCAUGGUAUAUGUUUAGAGCCUAAGUUGCAUGAAAAUGGAGUUUCACAUUAUCCAAAAAUACAGAGAUAAUCUUGCUUUAUUUUCCACUCAACAAAAAUUCAGCCACAGUAGGGCAAUUUGUAUGAAGUGUCUAAUAUGACCCUGGCAAACAGGAAAGGAGGCAUUUUCCACCCCAAGAUGGGAAAGCCACUGUGUUAUGACAAAUGAGCUGGCAUCUGGGCCUAAUUCUCCAUUGAAAAGGCCUGUUUCAUAUGUUAUGUUUCUAGUGCAUAUAUACAGAGCACAUGUUAAAUCUCGGGGAGGGGGGGAAUACUGUAAAUGUGUGCUUAGAAAAAUGCAUGCGGUGAUUUAAAAGACACGUACAUACCAGAAAGCCAGUGUUCAGUUGGUGCUUUAAAAUCACAUUUCAUCACCUGUAACAUUUGAAAGAGCCCCCAAUUUUGUCUGUCUGCUUAUGCUUUGCACUAAUUCGCUUAGGUGGUUUUUAUUCUAUCUUUAAAAUUAUGCAUUUUAAUUGAUUUUAGGAAAAGACUGAUGUGGAAGGAACACUGUUUGUUUACACAAGGUGGGAAUUUUAUUAAUUUUAAUAUCAGUGUUUUAAAUUCACGCCAUUCUCAUACUACAAAAAAGAAGCACAGAAAAGUGAUACCAUUGACUGGAUCAAGAGAUCAGCUUCACCGAAGUAUGGAUUCACUAUUAUGAAUAGGCUGAGUAUGGAAAAUCGGACAGAACCCAUAACUAAAGAUCUGGAUUUCCAGUUACAGGACCCUUUUCUGCUUUACAGAAAUGCCAGAUUGUCCAUUUAUGGAAUUUGGUUUUAUGAUAAGGAAGAAUGCCAAAGAAUUGCAGAGCUCAUGAAAAAUUUAACUCGGCAAGAACAACUGAAAGCACAGCAGGGGGCUGGCACAGGAAUUUCCCCAGUAAGCCUGAAUUUGGGUGACAGCAAAGAAGUGGAUAUCCUACGGAUGCUCAACAAAGCCAAAGAUGAAUAUACCAAGUGUAAAAUGUGCUCAGAGCCAAAACAGAUAACCAGUUCUUCUGCUAUAUAUGACAACCCCAACUUGAUCAAACCAAUCCCAGUGAAGCCUAGCGAAACCCAACACCAGUGUAUUCCUCAACAAGUCCAGAACAUAGAUCCUGAACCACAACACUUAUCUCUCACAACGCUCUUUGGAAAGCAGGAAAAGUCUAACAUAUACCAAGAUACCUCAGUAAAGUCACAAAAACUUCACCAAGAAAACUUUCCUCUGAGGCAAGGGGUUGUGCGUUCUCUGUCCUAUGAGGAACCUGGAAGACAUUCACCCACAGCAGAGAAGCAGCUUUGCCCAGCCAUUCAGAAACUGAUGGUGCGUGGAGCAGAGCUUCACCCAGUCUCUGAACUGCCUGAGAACCGGAUGUGUGAGAACGGCAGUGUCCCUUCAGUAGGGGAGGUUUUCACGGGACUCUUCCAGCCUGUGGCUUCACAUAGCAUUCGGACAUCUCAUCCCAUCCAAGAUGCCGCCAGCACACGUAGCCUGCUGCAACAACUCCAAAGCCAGUCAGGACAAAUGACAAAAAUGGAGCCCAUCAAUGUAGGGCCAGCGAGUUCUGCUGCACCAGUCUUCAGCAGGGCUCCUGCUGUCUCCACAGGAGCCCAGGUAAAGAAUGUGACACAGCCUCAUCUCAUGUAUUUCAAUGGCUCUCUCCCAGGACAGACUUUGGGGCCUCCAGCCCUUGGUAAAGAACAAUCCAAACUUCCAGGACAGUCCCUUCCUCUCUCUGGGAACCAAUCUGGAAAUUCUGGAGUAAUUUCACCACAAGAGUUAUUAAAGAAACUUCAGAUAGUGCAACAGGAGCAGCAGUUGCAUGUAUCCAGUCGGCCAACCUUGGCAGCCAAGUUUCCCGUGGUUACUCAGAGCAGCAGCACCUUAAAACCUCUGGAUUCUUGGAUGGACAAAGCUUCAAACACAGAAAAGCAGCCCCCUCUUUUUCAGGUCAUCUCACCACAGCGAAUUCCUGCUACUGUAGCUCCUUCACUACUGAUGUCCCCGAUGGUGUUCAGUCAGUCUGCCCCAGCACCUCCAAAGCCAAGUGAAGGUGGAUGGCUGCCCAUUGUGAACCAAGAAGCUGUUUCUAGUUCCACUAACAACUUGUCUGUGCAGAACCCAGAAGCAGUUGUUGCAAACAGCAGCUCACUGACAAAGCUACAACUACAGGAAACGUUACUACAUCUGAUCCAGAAUGAUGACAGCUUCCUAAACAUCAUCUAUGACGCGUACCUUGUCAGCGUGAGAAAAGCAGCAGUGAAAAAACCCAUGUGAAACUUUGUUUUUUAAAAUUAAAAUGUAUCUCAUAUCCUGAACUUGACUUUUUAAAAAAACCGUCAAACAAAACAAGGGGUUUUGGGCUUUCUGCAUAGCUUUAAAUGAUGCUUGCUGGCUAGUCUGUGCUCUGCUGAGGAAUGAGUGGGUGGGAACAGAUAGUGCCUUCCAGAGGGUAGGGUGAUGUCACAGUAUGACAACAGACUUAAGAUACCUUUAUAGUGUUUUUCUUAUGUAGGCUGGAUACCAGCAUGUAUAAAGAUUUAUAUUUUCUCUUCAAUAAUACAUCUGUUUUGUGUGUUUUUUAAAAGAAGAAUAUUAGCAGUUAGUUGCCUAGGUACUUUGCUGGAAUCAUUAGUUACCAUAGGUGGAAGUUACUACUCGGCAUUGUUUACAAAGGAUGGUACUUGCUGGUGGCCACCAGGUGGCAGGCUUGGACUAUAGUAGAAAACUUUGAAGCUAUUGUGAAAGCUGUGGCUAGGGAAAGCAGAUAGCUUUUCAAAGAGCUAAAAAUAACAUUGUGGUCGUCAUUGCCGGGUGAUUUGGACAUCCAUCCCUCUACUGUCUCUGUUCACACAAUUUGUAUGUUGGUUUUUUGUUUUGUUUUUAAACCUGUUUGAUGGCAAAGAAGUGAAUGUGUAUGCCGUGAACAUUCAUGCCACCUCCACUUCUACUACACCCCCCCCCCCCAAAAAAAGAAAAACCACAACAGAGGCUGCCAUUAACCUUUGGAAGGAAUGUCACUUGCUCACAGGAGAUUGGUUUCUCAUGUUACAAUUUCCCCCUACAUGCCAGAGUUGUGUGAAAAAGAUAACGUGGGAAGGGUCUGCAACCAAGAGUCAGUCACUGCAAAAUGACUUGUCUAUGCCAAGAAUCUGAUAGGAGUCUGCAUACCAUUUCCUUUCUUGGAAGCUGAUCCCUGUCAGUUCUUCUACGACUCUGCUUUGUGGGAAAUACAUCAGCUAUUCUUAAAAAAAUAUGCAGAAGAGGGAGGUAAUCUAGAGAAAACUAGGAACAAAAUCCCCAUUAAAAUCAUUAGGCAUUGUUAAGAUUCCCAUUAAUCACUGGAAUAUGUUCCCUGCAACACACCCCAAAUUCUCUGCAUGAAGACUACUAUGUAGGAAAGAGGUGGUUUUCCUCUUUAAAAAAAAAAAACUUCAUUUUGUAAGCAGAUAUUUUUCUAUUUUGUGACCAGAACAUUCAUAGCAAGGAGCAGAUGAUUACAUUAUAACUCUUUAGAGUCUUUUGUUUCUAGCUGUUUUUUCCCUUUGAUGUAGAUAUAGGCCUUCAUUAGACUGUGAUAACUUCUCUGUGUGCUUUUCUCCGGGAUGACUGCAUUACUUUUAAGCAUUUUGUUAAAACUAGCAAUGUGAAUGAAUGGUUUCAUUUCCACUGUGUUGUUCUAUCAGGAGAUGGACAGUAGUUUCAAUUACCCAUUUGUAAAGAAAAUAAAAUGUAUUUACACAGAUUAUGUGUUGGAUUCGUCUUAUUAUCUGGAAUUGAAAACCUUACAGCUUUAUGGUUUUUAAAUUUGACUCUAACUUUCCUCAAAAAUGCAUUAGAUUUUAAGUACAGCACAAUGCACAAGAUGUUUCGUAAUUUAGUGCAAGGCACUAGAAUUGCAUGAAAAGGUGGGUGAAGUGUAGCCUUUUUAGUUUAGAUCUGUCAAAUACGAUUACUGUAUGCACCUGCUUUUGUCAUGUAAGAGCAUUAGCAUCACAACAGGCUUCUAGAAUUCAGCUUGGCACAAGGGGCAAGAAAGGGAGAAAAAGCAAAAUACGGUAGUUUGAGGCAGCAGGAGACCUUUGGAUGGCUGAGGGUGGCAGAGUCCUAGGCAUUUUGGGGGUUACAAAAGUGGAGAGGUAAUGAAGCAAGACUAUGAAGGACUUUGAUACAGCAUGAGAUUUUUAAUCUCAGGGUUGUGGGUUUGAGCCCCACGUUGGACCAAAUAUUUCUGCAUUGCAGGGGGUUGGACUAAAUGACCCUUAUGGUCCCUUCCAAUGCUAUGAUUCUAUGAAGGCAGGGACCUUGGCUGGGUCUUGGGUGAUUUGGCCAGAGUAAUUUUGGAUAUGGGGAUGAUACAAAGAGGUGUAAUGCCAGUAAUUUGUCAAGAGGAAGGAGCUAAGGGGUGCUUUGAUUCAGCCAGAAGCUGCUUCUGAGGUACUGGGACCUGCUACAGCAAAGCCAGAAAGUCGAGUGACCUGCAGGCUCCCAUAAUAUCCCACUCCUCUAUAUAUAGUUUGCUGAAUCUCUUCCAUUCUUCAGCUGACUUCUCAAGCCAGUGAAGUCACACCAUGUGCCAUAAAACCUUUCCUUCUAAGCUAACACCUCCACCUGAGCAACUUGCUGCACUGAGUUGCAAAGCAGAUUGCCUUGCUUACAGCCAGUCUUCUGCCCAUUUAACCCUUGUCCGUUUCUCUUGGAAUUGGACCCCAUCUGCCGUCUUGGGCCCAACACAUCUCUACGCUUGCCAAGGAAGUUGGUCACCAGGUUUUCAGAACUGGGAAGUCUAGUGGCAUGAAAUUAAUCUAAUUUCAGAUGACAGGAUUUUGCUGCUUGGGUUGACAGGCAUGAUCUGGGAAAGUUUAUUUGCUUAAUGUCUUGGUUCUCAACAUUUAGUAUGUGUUGCAUUUCCUGUGAGGCUCUGUACAUUAAACUAUGAGGAUGGCACUGAAAUGUCUGAAGUAUUAAAGCAGCAUCUCUGAUUUUAAUGUCAUUUAUGUCAGUAUAUUUACAAUUCAUUAUGAAAGCAUCCUGGUUAUGAAUAUUUACAAUUCAUUAUGAAAGCAUCCUGGUUAUUUUCCAGACUACCUUAUUUAUAAACUUCAUUUUAAAAAACAGGCUUCAUUGCUUUAAGUGUUUGCUUUAUGGUGUUUUGACUAGUGCAAUUUACUCACUAUUUUUCUGCUUCCAAUCUCAUGGAUUCUGGAUUUUGCACAAGGACAUUUGAAUUCAAAUACUGUACAAGCACUUCUUGCUUUCUUGACGGCUGUCAACUUCAAUUUUUAAAUCCUCACACAGAUGUAAAGAAAAUAAGGUAAAAAAUUUAAAGUACUGUACACAGUACACUUUAAAUUGUAUAUGUGAUAAUUUAUGAAAUCUAUCUCACUGAAUGAGCGUCUUAGAGGAAGGGUUAAGUGUAAGUGUGCCAAAUAAAUAAGUUGAUUGUAUGAUGUGCAUAGAUACCCUAUGUUCCACUAGGGGUUGUCCCAACCUUCCUUAACAAGAUCUUAGCAAAUUCUGAAUGAUUCAGAAGUAGUGAUCUUGCUGUGGCCAGAUCAUGCAAAUACAUUUCUGAAUGCACAUUAUAUUAUCUAUUGUUAUUCAGGUUGACCUGGUUUGACAAGUUAAUUAUUUUCAUUUGUCAUCAAUCUAUUAUUUCCUUAAGACCCUGUUCUUUUUAGUCUACUGAGCUUGAUUUUAUUUAUCAUCCAUCAUACCGUGUCCUGGUUUUAAUAUUUUGCUGUUCGAAUCAUAAAUAUGUACUUUUUUGUUGUUGUGCCCAAUGGCUGAAACAAACAAGUAAAUCUGAAUUUAUUUAUAGUGAAAGCCUUGUUGUAGGGGGGUUGCCUGUCUAAAUUAUGCAAGCAGGAGCUCUCUGCUGGAUAACGCUUGUCUGUUUUCAGCUAUUAUUGCAUUCUCCUUGAUUUAUUCUUCAUUCCCUUACUGAACACAGCCUUUGAGAGUGAACAAGGAAGAUCAGAGUUUUAAACACCUUUUGUAAUUCUGCAGAUCAGCGUUCUAUCAAGAUUAUUAUUCGUGCAUAAAAUGGAUCAGCGCCGGGUUGCUCUGGCAUCUUGGCUCCUCUGCAGAUGUAAAGUAGCUUAGAAGUUGUCAGGCUAUAAUAUCCAUUUUGUACAAUACACCAGGGAAGACAGGUAAUGCUUUUUUUUCUUGUGGAUUUUCAGAUUUAGCAAGCAGAGUGGUUUUCAGUCAGUGGCUGGGGAAAAAGGGGGCUCAUUAUGGAACAUCCGGAUACUUCUUGACAUUGCCCAAGCAAGCUGAGCUUAAAGCUGUCACUCUAUGCCAUAGUCCAAUGCAUACAUGUGCAGAGAACGACCAGGCCUAAUUUGACAGGUGGGUGGCGCUGCACACCUGCCAUUUAUCAGACAUCACCAUAAUGUCAGGGGACCCAUUUUUGCCUGCAUGGUUUGUGAAAUCAAACCAUGUGUGCAAAGGCACAACACACAAUGCACCCGCGAUCUGCUGGUUGUCAGGUCUUGCAAAGCAUUGUGAAGCCCCAUACAUAGCACACUUCAAGCCCUGUCAGUCAACUGCACAGCACAUUGCAGGCUUCAACAAUCAGAAGUGCAGAAGAAACCUCUGGCUCACAUUCAUGAUGUUAACAUCAUCCUUGGGUGCUUCAGUGGGUUUCUAACCUUAUGAUUCCAUGUUUUUCCAAUGCACAGCAAAAAAAAAACCCUGCUCCAAUCCUUUAA
Molecule: messenger RNA, 8297 nt
Organism: Zootoca vivipara (common lizard)
Lineage: Eukaryota; Metazoa; Chordata; Lepidosauria; Squamata; Lacertidae
Source: RefSeq, a predicted model, not a curated record